Molecule: messenger RNA, 3434 nt
Organism: Schizosaccharomyces cryophilus OY26
Lineage: Eukaryota; Fungi; Ascomycota; Schizosaccharomycetes; Schizosaccharomycetales; Schizosaccharomycetaceae
Product: CCAAT-binding factor complex subunit Php5
Exons: 1
Coding region: 948-2309 (453 amino acids)
Biological process (GO): regulation of DNA-templated transcription
Cellular component (GO): nucleus; CCAAT-binding factor complex
Molecular function (GO): DNA binding; DNA-binding transcription activator activity, RNA polymerase II-specific; protein heterodimerization activity
Source: RefSeq, a predicted model, not a curated record
CUCUUAGCCACUAAUAUAAGCAUCUUAACGAAAAUCGUUAAAUAGAGUCAGACGGAAAAAAUCAAGUAUUUUGGAAGUCUCUAAGAACAUAAAUUUCGAUUGAUUUGAUUUUUCAAGGUUGUUUGACUGGUAAAGGUACGUAUUCUAGGAAAACGUUUGGAUUCGUGAAUGUUUGAUUCUUGAGCGAAACGACUCCUCCAAACAAGCGUUUUUUCAAUACCUUGUUUCCUGUGAAACCUUCCGUUUUACUUCUUUCGAAUCGUAUCCACUUUGUGCGUGGAAAAAAAGCGAGCCAACCGGCUCCCCGUUUGAACCGUUCCUUCAAGUCGAGAAGUCUCUGGCCUUCAUUACUCUUGUGUGUGUCUGGACGCUUCCUUUUGUGAAUAACACUUGCUUUUUUUCUAUCCUAUCUUAAAAGAUCAGAAUUACUUGAUUCCAAACAAGUUGUUUUGGUUUGCUACUCCCAUCCAUCUUUGUAUUGCAGUCAGCGUCUUUUUUAUAUACGAUUAUUCGCUCAGUAAGGACGUUUCGAGCCUUUCAUAUCCUAGGGAAACUAUUAUUGAGUUGUACGCUUGACUGUCUAUUUAGAUUUGGAAAUUUUACAAAAAAGUUGAUUAUUAAGCGUCCUGUGUAUAUUUGUUUCUUUGUUUAUUUUUUUCUUUUUUUCCGUUUGGUUGAUCUUCAAAAAUUCAAUCCUUUUUUCGCGUUCGUACACAGGUUUCCUUCUGUGAUUGUCUCUACGAUUUGUUUCUUGGUUUUUAUUGUAUUUUAUUUUUCUUUUUUUUUUUUUUCUGAUUGCGGUUUUCCUUGAAAAACCCCCUUCAUAUCUGUUAGAAUUGAUUUCGGCAAUUAGUUGAAUCAUUUACUAUUCCCCCUCCCCUUUAUUUUUCGUUUGUGUGUUCUUGGUUUUACAUCCUUUGUGCUUUUGACUGAUAGUUCUAUCUGUCAUGAAUUCGAUUCCAGACUCUUACUCAUUAAAACAAGAUUUUCCCGACAAUUUGGGUGAUUUUGUCGACCCUUCUUCUCAUCCUCAACUGCGAAUGAAUUAUAAUCACCCCUCAGCAGCGACUUCUGUGCCUUCGGUCCCUGCUGCCCCUUCUGCUCCUACUGGUUCUGCUCCAGAUGUUGAUCCAUCCACUGUAAAUCCAUAUAUUCAAAGUACGUCUUUGGAUAUUUCAAGCCCAUUCGACAACGUCACCCAGGGGCUAACGGGUGGUGAUGCAGAAGCUCUUGCCGAGUAUUGGCAAAAAACCAUUGAUACCUUGGAAAACAACGACCAGGCCAUCAAAACAUUGCAUCUUCCGUUAGCUCGUAUCAAGAAGGUAAUGAAAACGGAUGAAGAGGUACGUAACAAAAUGAUUUCCGCCGAAGCUCCUUUCCUCUUUGCCAAGGGAAGCGAAAUUUUCGUUACUGAACUCACAAUGCGUGCUUGGUUGCAUGCAAAGAAGAAUCAGCGACGAACUCUUCAGCGCUCUGAUAUUGCUAACGCCAUCUCUAAAUCCGAGAUGUAUGACUUUUUAAUAGACAUUAUUUCUAAAGAUAACUUAUCCCCCGCUCCUUCUAUGUCUCAACCUCAUGUUAUCAAUCAGUCUGCCGCAAUGCCUCCUGCGCCUGCUCCUGCUCCUGUACCUGGAAUCCCCUCUUAUCCCGGACAACCAGGAAUGCCUGCCCAUUCCAUGGGUUACCCUAUGGGAUCUGGAGGCGUUCAGCAUGCAUAUCCUUCUCAAAUAGCUGCUGCUAACCAGCGAGCCAUGCAGUAUGGAUCUCAUCCUGCCUCUGGAUAUCUACCUAUCCAAGAAAUGGAACAAUCUCUCAUGUUCAAACAGCCAGGUAUGGGUCCUGAUUAUCAGCAAAUGCAAAUGCCCGAUGCCUCUAUGAAUAUGGCCUCUGUGAAUGCUCCUCGUCCUGUCAUGGUUGCUCCUUACAUGGCCGAACACUUGUAUCGAUACCCUCCGACUCAUUUAGAAUCCGGCACAUCUGCUUUCCGGUUCCCUUCGGGUAUGAGGUAUCAGCAAAUGGGACCUCCCUUACAAAGUAUGCAAAGAGAGAAUAUGGGACCUCCUCAUCUACAUGAACAUCCUGUCUAUGCACACCCUUCUCAUCAGUCUUCUCCGCCACAACAAUAUGAAUCACAACCACCACAACAACCACCACAGCAACACCAGCAGCCCCAACAAAGGUUCUAUCCUCAACCGAAUCCUAUGUUUUAUCAACCACAUCAACCUCAAGGCCUUCAUAACUCUAAUGCUGUGCCGUCUUAUCCAACACAGCCGCAUCCCAUGUCACGCUAUUCACAACAAAACCAGUAAUUACUUUUCUACAAAAAAUGCCUUAUAAAUUUUUUUAUUUAAUGAUUUGGGAUUCUUUUAGUUGUUUUUCUUUCCUUCCUUAACAAACAUAUUAAUUUGCUAUCUGAAAACCUUUCAAAAGUUUGUUUUCGACUUCUUUUUUUUUUUUUUCUCAUAUCUUAUAAUAAUCCUAGUCCGGAGUCUGUUCUGUACAUAAAGUAGAUGAUUCUUUAUUAGGGAGAUAUGGAAAAUUCUACGACACUUUUAAUUAUUAUCUUUUUGUCUAUUUUGGCGCGAUCUAUCAUUCUUUGAACCCAUUUCCGUAUAGACUGAAACCUCAAAUUAACUGAUCAAUCAUUAAUUUAUCCUGUUUCUUUAUGUUAUUACGUUUCUUGUUACUGUUUUUACGCUUAUAACCGUUAAUCCGCCGUCCAUGCUUUCAUUUUGCGUCGCUUGUAAAGACCUCCUUCAUCUAAGCACCAGUUUCGCAUACAGAAAAUACACUAGUCAUUUACAGGGUUUCAAACACUAAUAUACCGCGCAAACUUCAAAAUUUGUUAUUAGUUUUCUCUUAACGUCUAAUUUACAUAUAGGCCCCCAAGCAAAGAAAUUCACAAAAGAAUCUCUGUACCUUGCCUGAAAGGCCACCAACCAUGGCCACUGACCUCAGAGGUAAGAGAGACCAGCGGUGCAUGGCAGAUUGUUAUACUCCUGCACCAGAACUACACAGUUGAUUAAGUAGCAACAGGUAGGCAGAAAGAGGAGAUUGGUUUUGCUGAAAUCUGCGAACUGUCUUCAGUUAUUCAAAGUAACAGCAAAUUGCACCUAGAAGAUUUAUAAACAGUAUUGUAACAGGCACAAUAUCUUUCGGUUUCUUCUAUCAUUCUAACAAUGACAAAAAAAGGGGCUUCUGUUUAAGAACCCGCAAGCUGCAACAUUACUGCUGCUUUUGAAAACUCUCUUUGCAUCUAACAACAAUCUGUUACCAUCCGAAAACUACCUAUAUGAAGAAUACAAAGUUACUACAGCUUGUUCUAUUCUUAUAUACUUUUUUUUUACGAGCCGUGACUGUUUUUCUUUAUUAUGGAUCUCUUACAAAUACAAUCAGAAAGAUCUUGAUUGUGGAUAAUCGAAGAAUAGACUAAA